AGCCCCAGCGAUGGCGGCGCAGGCCUCCCGCUCAGACCCGGCGAGGCCCGACGCCGCCCGCGACGCCGCCGAGACACCCCCGACGCUGCAGUACAGCCUCCUGCUGGAGCACCUGGUGGGCGACAAGCGCGGGCCGAGGCAGGCGCGGGCCUUCGACCCGGCCUGCCUCGGCGGCUUCCCGGCCCCGGCCAAGAGCGACGAGCAGAAGAUGGUCGAGCGGGCCAUGGAGAGCUGCGGCUUCAAGGCGACGCUGGCCUGCGUCGGGGGAUUUGUGCUGGGGGGCGCCUUUGGCAUUUUCACUGCUGGCAUUGACACCAAUGUGGGGUUUGACCCCAAGGAUCCAUAUCGCACACCGACAGCAAGGGAAGUCUUGAAAGACAUGGGCCAAAGAGGAAUGUCCUAUGCCAAGAACUUUGCCAUUGUGGGCGCCAUGUUUUCCUGUACUGAAUGCUUAGUGGAGUCUUACCGAGGGAAAUCUGACUGGAAGAACAGCGUUAUGAGCGGGUGUAUUACCGGAGGCGCUAUCGGCUUCAGGGCUGGCUUAAAAGCAGGGGUCCUUGGCUGUGGGGGCUUUGCCGCAUUCUCUGCCGCGAUUGACUAUUACCUACGAUAGCAGCCGGAGCCAGCAAGGAAGGACUUUCCGGGAUAAGGGGUGCAGGACGGUUGGCACAGCCAGCUUCCCUCUUCCCAGGAAGCAGGGGCUGUUUUGUGCUCGGUUUCCUAGAGGGUGGACACAACUCU
Messenger RNA from Euleptes europaea (tarantolino), 741 nucleotides. RefSeq names its product translocase of inner mitochondrial membrane 22 (gene TIMM22). Gene Ontology annotation, biological process: protein insertion into mitochondrial inner membrane. The record is from RefSeq and is a predicted model, not a curated record. Gene Ontology annotation, molecular function: transmembrane protein transporter activity. Gene Ontology annotation, cellular component: TIM22 mitochondrial import inner membrane insertion complex. Bases 11 to 613 code for a protein of 200 amino acids. The transcript is spliced from 4 exons. NCBI's taxonomy places the organism in Eukaryota, Metazoa, Chordata, Lepidosauria, Squamata, Sphaerodactylidae.